Molecule: messenger RNA, 1050 nt
Organism: Sorex fumeus (smoky shrew)
Lineage: Eukaryota; Metazoa; Chordata; Mammalia; Eulipotyphla; Soricidae
Product: intelectin-1a-like
Exons: 9
Coding region: 1-1050 (349 amino acids)
Molecular function (GO): oligosaccharide binding
Source: RefSeq, a predicted model, not a curated record
AUGGGGGAAGAUAGGCUGACUGAGAGUCAGGGUCCCCUGGGGGUCCUCAGCUCUGCGCUCAACCUGCCUCUCACCCCAGCCUCCACCAUCAGCAUCGUGGUCCUCCCAGAGAGGCCCAUGUCCCUGCACUGCUGCCUGCUGUUCCUCUCUGUGGCCACCUUGGCCUUGGGUGCAGGAGCAGCCACGACUCCAAGCAUGCCCGAGACCAGGCACGAGCAUUUGCAGCGGAGUUGCAAGGAAAUUCAGAAGAAGAAUCCCAGAGCCAAAGAUGGUCUGUACUUACUCCGCACUGAGGAUGGGGUCGUCUACCGGACCUUCUGUGACAUGAAAACAAAUGGCGGUGGCUGGACUCUGGUGGCCAGCAUUCAUGAGAACAACAUGAAUGGGAGGUGCACGGUGGGGGACCGCUGGUCCAGCCAGCAGGGCAACCGAAGAGACACCCCCAAAGGGGACAACAACUGGGCCAACUACAACACCUUUGGCUCUGCACAUGCAGCCACCAGCGAUGACUACAAGAACCCCGGCUACUACAACAUCCAGGCGGCGGACCUGGCCAUCUGGCAUGUCCCCAACGAUACCCCUCUGAGUUCCUGGAGGAGCAGGUCUCUACUGAGGUACUACACCUACACGGGCUUCUUGAAGAGAUUCGGACAUAAUCUGUUUGGCCUCUACCGGAGAUACCCCGUCCAGUAUGGCAUCGGAAAGUGCUGGACCGACAAUGGCCCCGCCAUCCCCGUGGACUAUGACUAUGGGAGUCCCCAGAAAACCGCCUCCUACUACUCCAGAGAUAACCAACGGGAAUUUGAUGCUGGAUUUAUCCAAUUCCGGGUGUUUAAUGAUGAGAGAGCAACCAACGCCCUGUGUGCAGGGAUGAGAGUUACCGGAUGCAACACGGAACACUACUGCAUCGGAGGGGGCUACUUCCCCCAGGGCAACCCCAGGCAGUGCGGGGACUUCUCCAGCUUCGACUGGGAUGGGUACGGGGCUCACACUGGACGCAGCAACAGUCGCGCCAUCACCGAGGCGGCCGUGCUGCUCUUCUACCGCUGA